Alternaria arborescens is the source of this 1002-nucleotide messenger RNA. RefSeq lists its product as hypothetical. The coding region runs from base 1 to 1002 and encodes 333 amino acids. The transcript has 3 exons. Lineage: Eukaryota; Fungi; Ascomycota; Dothideomycetes; Pleosporales; Pleosporaceae. The record is from RefSeq and is a predicted model, not a curated record. Gene Ontology annotation, molecular function: oxidoreductase activity, acting on NAD(P)H.
AUGAGCAACCGAGCUGCAUUUUUGGAAACUGUAAAGGGUGAAUUUCGCGUCUGCGAUGCUGAUCUAGCAGAGCCAGGAGAGGGCGAGGUACUUGUCAAGGUUCACGCCUGCGCCAUACAACCAGCAGAUGCAAAAUGUGCGAAGUUCUCAAUGAUUCCUGUAGAAUAUCCUGCAGUCCUCGGUAGUCCUGUUGCAGGUGUUGUGGAGGGUAUCGGACCCGGCGUGAGCAAUGUCACCAUUGGCGAUCGGAUAGUGUGCGGCACAAAGAUCUUCUCGCACAAGAAGGCUAAGUACGGUGGCCUGCAGCGCUUCACCAUCGUUGAUGAGUCUGAAGUCGUUGAAAUUGGCGACACUGAGUUCACCCAAGCUGUAACUCUGGCUUCGUACACGCCUCCAGGAGCCUUGUUCGCCACAUCAACGCUGAACAUGCAUCGCCCCACUAUACCAGCCUCUUCGCUGCCGGAAGGCGAACAGGAAAAGAAGAUUCUUAUCUGGGGAGGAUCUUCCGCUAUGGGAUCUCUAUCCAUCUCCUACGCGAAAACAGCCGGAUACACCGUCAUCAACUAUGUCUUCGACCACAGCGACCCAGCAACCGUUGGUGCAAUCCGCGAUCUCUUUCCUAUUCAUUACUGGUUUGAUACCAUCGCACUCAAGCCCUCACUAUCCACUCUUGUCAAGAUACUCGCACCAGUAGACGAGCCAGUUACGAAGGCAAACAUCCUUACCUUACUGCCACUGGUUAUGACGGGUAUGAAGGCCGAAGACUUCCCCGAAGGGAUUACGACGCAAUUUCAUCGUUUCUCGACGCAUGCACCAGAGAAUGUAGAGUGGCAUGAGUAUUUCCUCGCGCGUGGCGGAUUUCUGGAAAAAGCUAUCAAAAAUGGAGUGCUAAAGGGUGUUCCAGCGGAAGUCAUCGGCGGCUUGGACAACGUCGCCGAGGGUAUCGAGAAAUUGCACAGCGGAGUCAGCGGCAAGAAGAUUGUUGUCCAACCAUGGGUGUGA